Lycium barbarum (goji berry) is the source of this 725-nucleotide messenger RNA. RefSeq names its product universal stress protein A-like protein. The record is from RefSeq and is a predicted model, not a curated record. The transcript is spliced from 3 exons. Bases 66 to 542 code for a protein of 158 amino acids. Lineage: Eukaryota; Viridiplantae; Streptophyta; Magnoliopsida; Solanales; Solanaceae.
UAUUUCCUUAUAAUUAUACAACAAAAAGAACAAAGAUUUUCAUCUUGCAUAACAGUUGUGUAGCAAUGGCAGAAAAACAAGUCAUGAUAUUUUCUCUUGAUGAUAGUGACCAUAGUUACUAUGCCCUUGAAUGGACUCUUGAUCAUUUCUUCCCUUCUCCAUCAACUUCCAAUUUUAAACUCAUUAUUGUUCAUGCAAAACCUAAUCCAACUUCUGUUAUUGCACUUGCUGGACCAGGUACAACUGACAUGGUCACAUUGGUAGAAACAGACAUUAAAAAGGCUGCCCAGAAAACUAUUGACAAGUCUAAAGAGUUAUGCAAGACUAAAGGGGUGGCUAAUGUAGUAUGUGAAAUUCUUGAAGGUGAUGCUAGGAAUGUUAUUUGUGAGGCUGUUGAAAGACAUCAUGCCUCUAUCUUGGCCAUGGGAAGCCAUGGAUAUGGAGCUUUCAAAAGGGCUGUUUUGGGUAGUGUAAGUGACUACUGCUCUCACCAUGCUCAUUGCUCUGUGAUGAUUGUGAAGAAGCCAAAGCCAAAAAAUUAGACUAAUUCCUUUUUUCUCUCCAGGAGCUGAGUUUAUCGAUUUAGAUGGAAUCAAAUCUAGUAUUAGCUAGUACUAAAAUUAGUACUAGCUAUUUUUUUUGUUGUUGACAUUUUAUUUUCAGUAAAUGGUGUAUAAAAAAUUUUGCUUUCUUUGUAUUGUGCAAGUUAAUGACAAUAAUAUAGU